AAACUAAAACUAACGCAACUUUUCAAAAGCAGCCGAUAAAAUGUCCUUGGAUCACGACUCAACCUUAUCCUUCUACUCCGAAUAAAAAUAGAGCCAAAGAAAUACCCGAAAUAAAUUUGAAUAUAAAUAACCAAUUGCCGGUUCAAAUGGAGUUGAGAACCCACGACAAAAACUGCCCGUCGAUGCAGCAGUCCUCCAGCCAGUUCUUCUACUUUCUCCGGCUGAUGCAACUGUUUCCUGACACGCAUCCUGCGACGUUGCACACGGUGUUGACGCUGUGCAAGAACGAUUUUUUUUGCGCCGUGGACAAACUGCUUUACGCCAAACGAUGCAAAGUGAUGUACAACAGGAGGCAGAACUUGUAUCAGAAGUUUUCCCAGACCAGAUCGCACCCCUACCAGAGCACCAACGCGGGAAACUCCAAGUGCGUGAGCAGUCAGCAGAAGGAUAAAAACGAAGUGGCAAAAGUUGUCGCCGAAAAACCUGUCGAAGUUGUUAAAAAGCAAUCGGUUAUCGUUAAAGCGAACGAAACUAUUCCGGAGACCAUCAUCGAGGACAAUAUAUCGAUUACAAUCAAUGAUUUGACUAAUUCAAUGUCUUCGUCACCAAAUGGGAUAACCGAUGAAGUUAAAGAUCUCUCCUGUCUAUCAACAAAUAAUGAAACUAGUAUUAAUAUUCCCUUGUAAGUUUAUUUGUGUUAAAAUAAAU
This is a messenger RNA of Brassicogethes aeneus, 708 nucleotides long. Lineage: Eukaryota; Metazoa; Arthropoda; Insecta; Coleoptera; Nitidulidae. The record is from the annotation of a GenBank genome assembly.